This is a messenger RNA of Closterium sp. Naga37s-1, 867 nucleotides long. Lineage: Eukaryota; Viridiplantae; Streptophyta; Zygnematophyceae; Desmidiales; Closteriaceae. The record is from the annotation of a GenBank genome assembly.
AUGUACCACUUAGUAACGUCGUUCAAGUUUCAUUACUUCCUGUUCUUCUUGGCAGAUGUGCACACGGCACUCAACGCGCUCAACCUGCUAUUCCAGAAGCGACAGGUCGACCUCACUGCAGUGCACUCCCAGGUGAGGCGGACCAUCAUCUACAUGGAGCAGAGGUACCUGAACUGUGGCCAGCAGUUUGGCGGUGGGACCAGCGAGCUGCUGUCUGCUUUCCUCGCGCGGCAUGCCUCGCCCGACUGCCGUGAAGUGACUGUGGAAGGGGUGGACAACGAGGGUCAGCCCCGUGUACACAAGUUCCAGCUGCACGAGGAGGCAGUCAAGGGAUACACCACCAGCAGCGGGGACAUGCAAGGCUGCUACACCUGCUGCCGCUCAUUCGCCCGCGAGCUGGUGUACAACCUCGAGCUGCGCUUGGGAGACCUGACGCGCUUGAACGGGGCGAAGCUCUUCAUGCCCCGCUCGUGGCCGAGGGGCGUCGAGGCAAGAGACGCAGAGUGCAAGGAGCACCUGCACGGCCUCGUCCAUCUGUUUCAGGCCAAGAACCGGGACACGAUCUUGCCUGAAGCGUGCGGCACGAGCGGACCUGCGCACGUUCCUGCCGGUGCUCUCCACUGCCCCCAAGGAAGAGCAGCCCUUUCACGCAGGAAAAGGCGCCCCAGCAAGCGCAAGGAGCAAGCUGCGCCAGAGAAGGAGCGGGCCAAGGCCAAGUUUGUUAAGGGGAGUGGCUGCCGGGUGGUGGAGGAGGAGGACCUAGACGAGGGCAUGUGUGGUUCUGCAGGCGAUGGCAGUGAGAGUGAUGACGAUGCCAGUAGCAGUGGUGAUGAUGCGAGCGUUUCUUCUGAUGAAGACAUGACAUGA